Molecule: messenger RNA, 1065 nt
Organism: Drosophila sulfurigaster albostrigata
Lineage: Eukaryota; Metazoa; Arthropoda; Insecta; Diptera; Drosophilidae
Gene: Max
Product: protein max
Exons: 5
Coding region: 196-672 (158 amino acids)
Biological process (GO): positive regulation of transcription by RNA polymerase II
Cellular component (GO): RNA polymerase II transcription regulator complex
Molecular function (GO): DNA-binding transcription factor activity; protein dimerization activity
Source: RefSeq, a predicted model, not a curated record
UUGGUAUUUUGUGGCUAUCCAGCAUGCCGUCACACUUUCGCAUAUCCAAAACGUGCGCUGGCAAACAAAAUAAAUAAGACGCAAACAUCGAGACGACUCUAUAAAUAACUUGCAAAGAUUCGCAUCAAAAACGCGUUAUAAACAAACCUUUUUGUUGAAAUUUAAGUGCAGCAGUGACAAAAACGCAGCGCCAACAUGAGCAUGAGCGAUGACGACAGAGAUAUUGACAUUGAGAGUGACGAUGAUGUGGAUUCCGAUAACGGUCUUGGCUCCUCGCGCCACACGAGCACCGCAAAUUUUUCGCAGGCCGAAAAACGAGCGCAUCACAAUGCUUUGGAAAGAAGAAGACGUGAUCACAUCAAGGAGAGUUUUACCAAUCUUCGUGAAGCAGUGCCAACGUUAAAGGGCGAAAAGGCCAGCAGAGCGCAGAUUCUUAAGAAGACCACCGAAUGCAUACAAACGUUAAGGCGGAAGAUAAGUGAAAAUCAAAAGGACAUCGAGGACAUUAAGAAACAGAACAGUAUCCUCGAUGAACAGAUACGACGACUAGAAGGGAACCCCUCGAAUGGAUCGGAAUACUUGAGUGGUGAUGACCUUAGUGAUGUGGAGGAUGCUCUGGAACAAUCAGAUUUCAGCAGACGGAGUAAAAAGUUGAAAACAUUUCAUGCAUAGCGUUUGCCUGGCAUCGCAAUAAUGUCCGCGCUGGCGUCGUAAACCAAAACCACAACAAAAUGAAACAAUCAAAACCGAAACACGGAAAUCUUCAAUGCGACGGCGUGUUAUCAUAAUCAUUACUACCUAAGUCCAAAGCAUAUAGGCCCAAUCCCCACCAAAACUAGAUCCCCUCGUCUACCUUAAUGUGUGUUAUUUUGUACUCUCACUAUAUAUACAGAAUAUGCAAUUUGUAAGUAUCUUAAAUACAUAGUACUAUGUAUUGUCUAAAAGUUAGUCUACUAAAGGUUCGCAGUGUAGAAUUGUAGAAUAUUAUAAUUGUAUAUUCUUCGAUUUAAGAUCAACUCAAGCUGGACCAUUCUAUUAAUAAACAUUUAUAGAUAUAUCUCAACA